Molecule: messenger RNA, 1700 nt
Organism: Cololabis saira (Pacific saury)
Lineage: Eukaryota; Metazoa; Chordata; Actinopteri; Beloniformes; Belonidae
Product: zinc finger protein 239-like
Exons: 1
Coding region: 378-1376 (332 amino acids)
Biological process (GO): regulation of transcription by RNA polymerase II
Cellular component (GO): nucleus
Molecular function (GO): DNA-binding transcription activator activity, RNA polymerase II-specific; RNA polymerase II cis-regulatory region sequence-specific DNA binding
Source: RefSeq, a predicted model, not a curated record
AUUUUAAGGAUGACCAGAUCUUUUAUUAAUUAUUGACACAGAAGAAAGAAAUGGGCCAUCACUUCUGUAUUUUCAAAUACCCAUAAAAUACAAUUUCAAUUCAUUUCAAUUUAUUUGUAUAGCGUCAAAUCAUAACAAAGGUCAAAAAACAAUGUGCAUGUGUUUCAGGACCACACAGUAAACCCCAGUCGGCCCGGAGCUCCAGUUUCAACCAGCAGGAACCAGAGUCCUUCAUUGUAAAAGUGGAAGAGGAUGAAAUCUGGACCAGUCAGGAGGAUGAGGAUGAUGAAGAAAAACCUCAGUCCUCCGAGCUGCAUCAGGUCAAAUCUGAAGACAACACGGACAUAGAGACUCAAACCAGCAGCUCCGUUGAACGGAUGAAGCAGGAAAUCGAUGGAGGGGGUUGUGGAGGACCUGGACCAACCAGGAAAACGCGUCCCAACGGUCAUUCAGAACCGGACAUGCACGGAAACAGUUCAGACUCUUUGGAGACUGAAGUCAGUGAUGGCGAUUGUUGGCAAAAAGCUUCCGAUUUUGGGCCUGAAACUGAAGGCGGUGGUAAUGCAGGGAGGCAGAUCAGGUCAGCUGAGUCUGGAGGAAAUAACAGUUCAGGUUGUCACGCUCCAAAGAAGUCCUUCAGCUGCUCCGAGUGUGAUAAACAGUUUACCCGCAAUUACAAUCUGAAGAGGCACAUGGAAGCGCACGCCAGAGGGAGAAUGUUUGUCUGCAGCCACUGUGGGAAGACCUUCGCCCGAGAAACGCAUCUCGUUACGCACACCAUCAUCCACAGAGCACAGGAGUCUUUUGACUGCAAACUUUGUGUAAAAACGUUUCACACAUCUGGGGAUCUUGAGACGCACAUGAGAGCUCACAAGGGAGAGAAAAUGUUCAGCUGCAGCGAUUGUGGAAAAAGAUUUAGCCAGAGUACGCACCUUAAGAGACAUGCGAUCGUCCACACUGGAGAAACGCCUUUUAUAUGCCACGUUUGUGGCAAAAAAUUUCGCAGGAUGAUGGACUGUAAUACGCACAUGAGAGUCCACACGGGGGAGAAGCCGUAUAUCUGUGCCGACUGUGGUAAGAGCUUCAGCCAGAACUCAAAUCUGAAGACGCACAUAAGAGUACACACGGGGGAGAAACCUUUCAAAUGUGACGUUUGUGGUAAAAAGUUUCGUCGAAUGAUCGACUGUAAUACGCACAUGAGAGUCCACACGGGGGAGAAGCCGUACGUCUGCAGCGUUUGUGGGAAACGGUUUAGCCAGAACUCGAACCUCAACACUCACAUGACGAUACACACCGUAGAGAAAUCUGGCUGUCGGGAUGUUUGUGGAAAAAGAACCUAUGAGAACAAGAGCGCGCUCAGGAGGGAAACCAUUUAGCAUCGUCUUUUCAAGACCAAAGACUCUGCGGAGAGCUGGACUCACCAGGGGUCUACUUGUCUUCUGCUUCUUUGCAGACAGUAGAAACUCUUUUGACUUAAUAUUUAUGUCUUUCUUUUCACACCUGUAAUAUAUUCCCUGUAAAAAGUUUGUAGUAACUUAAUACUAGUAUGUAAAUGUAGGUAAAAAGGCAAAAGAUUAAGUCAUUGCUUACAGUUGAUGUUAACAUUUGAUUGUGAUAUUGAUUUGGCACUGAAGCAGCAUCCAUGUAAGAUCAGCGGGAGACGAUCGCCACUUGGCCAACGAAUGUGUGAGAAAACCAUU